Molecule: messenger RNA, 2178 nt
Organism: Tupaia belangeri chinensis (Chinese tree shrew)
Lineage: Eukaryota; Metazoa; Chordata; Mammalia; Scandentia; Tupaiidae
Gene: TMEM68
Product: transmembrane protein 68
Exons: 9
Coding region: 458-1450 (330 amino acids)
Cellular component (GO): membrane
Molecular function (GO): acyltransferase activity
Source: RefSeq, a predicted model, not a curated record
CAACCGCUGCUCUUGGCGUCUUCCUUCCUGGUUGCGUGGAGGAAACCGGCCGAGCCUAUCUCUCCGCCUCAUCUGCAGCUGAGCCUUGGAGGAGCUUCCGCUGCCGUUCAAGGGUCUGGAGAGCCGGCCUUCCCCGGUCUGUCCGAGAUGGAUUGAUUAGAAUGUAAUAUAAAUAAAGCCCAGGCUGUGGGCUUGUGUGUGCUGUGCUCACCUUCUGAUACCAUAAAGGCCAACGUUUCUCACGAUUGAAUGCUAGUGGUUACAAGGAAAGUAGACUACACCCUCCAGCCCCAGAAGAACAAGUCAAAAAUGGAUCCCUCCUAGUAAACCAUGUGUUUUCCAGAAUACAUACAUUGAAACUUGCGGCAAGAUGUUUAUCUGAUUUCUGUAUCAAGAUUAAAGAUCUGCUAUGGCAAUGAAGAAAAAGACCGAAUUUGUCAUUUUCACCUAAAGAAAAAUGAUAGAUAAAAAUCAAACCUGUGGUGUAGGACAGGAUUCCAUGCCCUAUAUGACUUGUCUGAUUCACAUACUCGAAGAAUGGUUUGGUGUGGACCAAUUGGAGGACUAUCUGAAUUUUGCAAACUAUCUCUUGUGGGUUUUUACCCCACUCAUACUUCUGAUACUUCCUUACUUUACCAUCUUCCUUCUCUACCUUACUAUUAUCUUCUUGCACAUUUAUAAGAGGAAGAACGUAUUAAAAGAAGCCUACUCUCAUAAUUUAUGGGAUGGUGCAAGGAAAACAGUGGCUACGCUAUGGGAUGGACACGCAGCAGUCUGGCAUGGUUAUGAAGUUCAUGGAAUGGAAAAAAUACCAGAAGAAGGACCAGCACUUAUCAUUUUUUAUCAUGGAGCAAUUCCCAUAGAUUUUUAUUACUUCAUGGCCAAAAUUUUUAUCCAUAAAGGCAGAACUUGCCGAGUAGUAGCUGAUCACUUUGUCUUUAAAAUUCCAGGGUUUAGUUUAUUACUUGAUGUAUUUUGUGCUCUACAUGGACCAAGAGAAAAAUGUGUGGAAAUUCUGAGGAAUGGUCACUUGUUAGCUAUUUCACCAGGUGGAGUCCGAGAAGCCCUGAUUAGCGAUGAAACCUACAGCAUCGUAUGGGGUAAUCGUAAAGGCUUUGCACAGGUUGCCAUUGAUGCAAAAGUGCCCAUUAUUCCUAUGUUUACACAAAAUAUUCGAGAAGGAUUUAGAUCACUUGGAGGAACAAGGUUAUUUAGGUGGCUUUAUGAAAAAUUUCGCUAUCCAUUUGCUCCAAUGUAUGGGGGUUUUCCAGUGAAGUUACGAACUUACUUAGGUGAUCCCAUUCCAUACGAUCCAAAAAUAACAGCAGAAGAAUUAGCUGAAAAGACGAAGAAUGCUGUUCAAGCUUUGAUUGACAAGCACCAAAGAAUACCAGGAAACAUUAUGAGUGCUUUGUUAGAACGGUUUCAUAAAAAACAAAAGGUCCACUAGAAGAUGAUUUAAUCCAUUUAUAUUUAAUGUAUUUGCAUCUGUGUUACUGUCUUCUGAAUUUUCUAGGUCCUAAAAUGAGUAUUUUUUAUAAAUCAUGUUAAUAAGCAUCUUUCAAAGAAUUUGUUUGCUUAAAAUGAUCUUGUCAAUGUUUUUGCAUCAAUUGUGUCAAAUUUAAAGAGGAUCAUUACAUGCCUAAUAAUUCAAAAUAAUGAUAUUUCCUUUGUAAAAUAAAAAUGAUGUGUGAUAAACAUAUAGAUUCUUAAGUUUAAGUUUAUUAAUUAUAGCAGCUUAGAUUAAACAAACAUUCCUGAAUAGCACAUCUAUUUUCUGUGUCUUACACUGAGCCAGUUGGGAGAGGUAGCAUAAGCUGUUAAUAGGUUUUAGUACAGUGACUUGCAGUAGGGAAAAUGCUUUUCUCUGCUUCUCAUUCCCUUUGUGACCUUGGGCAAGUCAGGUGAUGUUUUAGUGCCUCAACAAUUCACUUUUUAAAACAUGAUAAUACCAUGGUGAGGAAUAUUAUUUUGUAUUCCUUGUUAAUGCUGUGAUUGAUAACUGUCAAACCCAAAUUAUAACUGAAUGAAUUAAAAUCUUCCAAAAUCCUUUAGAAAUUAUGUAUACAGUUUGUCCUUCAGUCGUUUAAAUUAUUCCUUCAGGUAUAUCCAGUGCCAAGAGCAAUGAAAACAAUGUACUGUUUUUCCCAUUGAAUAAAGAAGAAAUUAGGAAAGUAA